This is a messenger RNA of Chironomus riparius, 3066 nucleotides long. NCBI's taxonomy places the organism in Eukaryota, Metazoa, Arthropoda, Insecta, Diptera, Chironomidae. The record is from the annotation of a GenBank genome assembly.
GACACCGGUAUAGUAACUUGUAGUCAUUCGAAAGCUUGCAAAUAAGUUUAAGUGAAGUUGGGUAGCAUCCCAGUCCUCCCCUCUACAAGCUUUUUUUUAUGAUUAAAAAAAUAAUUGAGUAAAGAAAUUAGUGGAAAAGUGUUAAAAGUGUAUGCAUUAAGAAAUUAGUCACCUAAUUUACCCGAUUUAGUGCUGAAAGAGUGGAACUAAAAUUUUACUAGUUUGAAAAAGCUGUUUUUGAAAGCCAAAAAAGCAAAGUGAACAUAAUCAACUUAAUCGUACAUUAAAAAACUCUUCAUCAUGACUCAAACUGUAAUCAAAAAUCCGAAUUGGUGGCGACGUCGGACUGGAAUGGAACGUGCCCUUACAUUGGUUAGCAUAGUGUGCAGUUUAGCUCUAAUAGUACUUAUUAUUUCACUAGUUUCUGUGAUACUCAAUGAUAAAUCAAAAGAGGGUUUUAUGAAAAGCACUGCUGAAGCUUUAAAUGGCCAUGAUUCACCAAAAGUGCACAUAAUAACAGCUGAGAGUAGUAAAAAGAAUAAGUCUCCAGGUGUAAAUAAUAACAACGAUGAUGUGUGCUUGACACCUGGAUGUGUGCAUGCUGCAUCAAAGAUGUUAGAGCAGAUUGAUGAAGAAUUUGAGCCAUGUGAUGACUUUUAUGAAUUCAGCUGUGGCCAAUACAUCUUAAACACAAUGAUUCCAGACGACAAAGUAUCCGUUAAUGCAUUCAGCGUGAUUAGUGAUAAGCUUCAGGAGCAAUUAAAAACGAUUAUCACAUCACCAAUUGAAGAAGAUGAGAUUGAACCAUUUAAGAUGGUAAAGAAACUUUAUACAGCAUGUAUGAACAAAACACUGAUUGAAGAGCGCGGGUUAAAACCACUUGUUGAUAUUCAUGAUGAAAUGGGAGGAUGGCCAGUUGUGAAAGGUGACGCAUGGGACGAAUCAAAGUGGACAUGGCAACAAUCAGUUAAAGAUUUUCGCAAGCGCGGUUACUCUACAGAUUAUAUUUUCGACUUUUCUGUCGGCACUGAUCUGAAGAACUCAUCAAGGCGUAUCAUUGAUAUUGAUCAAUCUGCAUUAGGACUCAGUCGUGAAUAUCUCGUAAAAGGAUUUGAAAACCCAAUCGUCCAAGCUUAUCAUGCAUAUCAAGUUGACAUGGCAGUAUUAUAUGGAGCUGACAAAUCACGAGCAGAAAAGGAAAUGAGAGAUGUUCUUGAUUUAGAAUUCGCUUUGGCUAAUAUUUCACUUCCGAAUGAGAAACGAAGAAAUGCAACAGCUCUCUAUAAUCCAAUUACAAUCAGAGAUUUACAAAUCAAAUAUCCAUACAAUGAUUGGCUCGAUUAUUUCAAUGCCAUUUUACCACCAGUCAGUCAAGUAACUGAAGAUGAGGUCAUUAUUAUUAGUGUAAUCAGCUUCUUUGAUGAAUUAGGACCUCUCUUAGCGAAAACACCAAAAAGAACUCUUGCAAAUUACGUCAUGUGGAGAAUCACCGGAUUUUCUUCUUACUUCCUCACAGAACAACUUAGAAAACGUCAAUUACAAUACAGCACAGCAAUCAGUGGAAAGCAAGAACAAGAACCACGUUGGAAGGAAUGCAUUGAUUUAGCAUCUGGAAGUUUAUCAACUGGAUCUGGUGCAUUGUAUGUCCGAAAAUAUUUCAAACAAGACUCAAAAGCUGCAGCCUUGAAAAUGGUUAUGUCAAUUAAAGAAGAAUUUGAGAGAAUCUUAAAGACAGUUCCAUGGAUGGACAGUACAACUCGUGUUGCAGCAUUGUCAAAAGUUAAGAGCAUGACAACACACAUUGGAUAUCCAGAUGAAUUGAUGGAUGAUAAUAAGCUUAUUGAAUUCUACAAACCAGUCAAAGUCGAUGAGAACAAAUAUCUCGAAUCAGUAUUAAGCAUCAAUAUUUUCGGAACUGAUCGUGCUUUCAAAAAGCUUCGCGAACCAGUCAACAAGACCGAUUGGAUUACACACUCUAGACCCGCUGUCGUUAAUGCUUUUUAUUCAUCCAUCGAAAAUAGCAUCCAAUUUCCAGCUGGUAUUUUGCAAGGUCAAUUCUUCUCUGCUGAACGACCUAGAUACUUGAAUUACGGAGCUAUUGGAUUCGUUAUUGGCCAUGAAAUAACACACGGUUUUGAUGAUCAGGGGCGACAAUUCGAUUUAGAUGGCAAUUUAGUCGACUGGUGGGAAGAGGAGACCAAAAAAGCCUAUUUAGAGAAGGCACGAUGCAUUAUUGAGCAGUAUGGCAACUUCACAGAACCAAAUGUUGAACUUAAAUUGAAUGGAAUUAAUACACAAGGAGAGAAUAUUGCUGAUAACGGUGGAAUUAAAGAGGCGUACUUAGCAUAUCAAAGAUACAUCGCAGAAAAUGGGAACGAACAAAAACUUCCUGGAUUAAAUUAUACAACAAAUCAAUUAUUCUGGAUUUCAGCAGCACAAACGUGGUGCUCAGUAUACAGACCAGAGGCAAUGAAGAUGAGAAUCACAACGGGUGUACAUUCGCCCGGACAAUUCAGAGUUCUUGGUCCAUUAAGUAACAUGAAAGAAUUUUCAAAAGACUUUAACUGUCCCGAAGGUUCACCGAUGAAUCCAGCCCACAAAUGCGAAGUUUGGUAAACAUGACUUCAAUGAAGCCCAUCCUGUUGUGAAUGCAUUCAAAUUUAAAGUUCUCACUUAAGAAAUUCUUUUAUAGACGUUGAAUUAAGAUUUAAAAAAAAUUAUAUUUAAAAACGUUUCAAACUUUUUGAAGACAUCUAGAAGCAAAUGUUAGGUCUGUUGAAAUCACAUUUGUACGUUUUGUACUUCCAUACCUAACCGAUCAAUGACAUAAAUCACGCUUACAUUUUAAUUAUUAAAUGAAAGAAAAUACAAAAAACUUUAUUUAUUGCUAAAUUUUAUAGCUUUAGAAGAUUUAUGAACGUUAAAUGUGCUUUUAAAUGUUUAAAGCAUUAAAGCUUUUCCACGAUUGCAUUUUAUAAAAGUGUUGAAAUAAUAAUAAAAAUAUUAUUCAUGACUGUUUCGUCAUCUCCUUCUCAUUGAUAAGUUAAUUAAUGAAUGACUAAUUUU